Molecule: messenger RNA, 2092 nt
Organism: Panthera uncia (snow leopard)
Lineage: Eukaryota; Metazoa; Chordata; Mammalia; Carnivora; Felidae
Gene: ZSWIM3
Product: zinc finger SWIM-type containing 3
Exons: 2
Coding region: 2-2092 (696 amino acids)
Molecular function (GO): zinc ion binding
Source: RefSeq, a predicted model, not a curated record
CAUGGAGCUGGGCAGCUGCUUCAAAACCUACGAGGACUUCAAGGAGUGCUUCAGCGCCUACAAAAAGGAGAACAGGUGCUCCUUCAUUCUCAGGGACUGCGUCUCCGUCCGCUUCCACAACCUCAACCACGGCACGUCAAUCCGCGAGGACAUCCUAUACAUGCAGGUGAAAUUUGUCUGUAUUCGGACCCAGUCAAACAGGAAGAGAACAUCAGAGGCAGACAUGUGCCCAGCAUACUUGCUCCUGCGGUACAAUGAGAAACUGGAUCGACUAUUUAUUAGUGAACUCAACACCCAGCAUGUCCAUGUUGAUUCCAAAACUGCAGGACCCAGAGGAGACACCACUGGCAAACCUCAAAAGACCAUGUACCUGCAGAAACCCCAGCCUGAGCAGCCUGCAACCAAGAAAGACCUUGACCUAGCCAAGAAGUCCCCCGUUGAACCAUCAUUUUGCUUAGACAAGGUCCAAGCACCCUCAAAGCCAGAGCAGGAGGGCAUCACUCCUUCUGACCUGGCCAAGAUAGCAAAAGUGAUGAAAAACUUUCUUAAGGUGGAUGAGGGUUCCAUGGCCUCUCUCAGCGUGGGCAACAGCCAAGACCUGGACCGGCUCAGCUUCCAGAGCAGCAAGAUGACCGAUCUGUUUAUCCGCUUCCCAGAGAAUCUCCUGCUACACCGCGUGGAGAACACCCAGGGCCACAUCCUCUAUGCUUUCUUGGUGGAGAACAAGGAGCGAGAGGGUCGAGUGGUACACUUUGCCGUGCUCAAGGCUGAGACAGCUACCUCCGUGGCCAAGAUGCUGAGUAUCUUCACAGAGUUCAACACAGACUGGCCCAAGGUCAAGGUGGUCUUUGUGGACCCGUCCUUCCCCCAUCGAGCCAUCCUGCAGGAGAUCUUCCCUGCUGCCCGCAUCCUCCUGUCCAUCUACCACACCACCCGGCUCUUGGAGAAGAAGUUGCAUCGUAGUUCGGCAAAUCCAUCCUUUAAAAGGCUCAUGAAGGAAGCCCUGCGGGAGGCUGUGUUUGUCACUUCUGAUGCCAGCCUGCAAAAUCUCUGUCAGAUGUCCCAAGCCCUACUGGACGAGGAGCUCUUCAGCUUCCUGCAGGCCCACUGGUUCUCCUGUGAGCUGCUGUGGUACAUGCACGUGAGGAAAGGCCUGCACGCGUGUAACACGUACAUGGACAGCCUAGACGUUGUCACCAGCAAGGUGUCCAGCCUCUUUCGGGAACAGCAGUCCCUGCUGGACUGCAUCCUCCGCUUUGUGGAUUAUAUAGACUUCUUUAAUACCAAAGGCUUGAAAAACUUGCCCACAGCUCCUCCCAAGUUAAAAAGAGCCCGACCAGCCAGCAUGCCGCCAAAGUCCAAGAAGGCAUUCGGAGUCUGUGGGGGGAGCCUCACCAGGCUCCCUGUGGAAAAGACAAAGCCAGAGCCACAGCGGGCGCCGUUGCAGCAGCAGCCACAGGUGCAGCCCUCCCAGGAGGGCAUGCUAGACACCUUGCACGGGAGUGGCUCUGAACUGGCCUAUAAGCUGUGCCACAAUGAGUGGGAGGUGGUGCAGAACUCCACCCACCUGGUGGACGUGGCUGGCUCCUCUGUGGACAUUCAGCUACUAGAGGAUUCUCACCAGGUGAGCAAAGAUGGCUGUAGCUGCAGCUGUUCCUUUCAACAGUGGUACCACCUGCCAUGCCGGCACAUUUUGGCCCUGCUGCACACCAGCCAGAAGCCUGUGGGUGAAGCCAUGGUGUGCCGCCGGUGGCAGAAGAGGUACCAGCACCUCCUUGGGCCCAGUGGGGAGCUCCGGGACCCUGUUGCGGUCCCGAACACAGGCCAGCCUGGGAAGCAAGGACGGAGCGACGUGAUUCAGGACCUCAGCAGGGAGCUGGCAAACCUGCUAAUGCAGAGUGAGGGGCCAGAGCUGGAGGAGCGCUGUUCCACCCUGCGCAAGAUUGUGGACAUCUGGGCUGACCCCUGCCAGCCGCCCGAGCCCAGUCAGCAGCCGGAGGACUUCAAGGAUGUGGGCCGCCUCCCUUUCCUCUGGGGAAAGCAAGAGGAAGGGGAGGGGCUCCCGCUUGCUGGAGCCACGAUUCAUGAUUAA